Messenger RNA from Dichomitus squalens LYAD-421 SS1, 2083 nucleotides. RefSeq lists its product as uncharacterized. Gene Ontology annotation, molecular function: iron ion binding; peptidyl-proline dioxygenase activity; L-ascorbic acid binding. NCBI's taxonomy places the organism in Eukaryota, Fungi, Basidiomycota, Agaricomycetes, Polyporales, Polyporaceae. Gene Ontology annotation, biological process: regulation of translational termination; peptidyl-proline hydroxylation. The record is from RefSeq and is a predicted model, not a curated record. Gene Ontology annotation, cellular component: cytoplasm. The coding region runs from base 1 to 1947 and encodes 648 amino acids. The transcript is spliced from 4 exons.
AUGACGUCCAAGACGCACCCCCGCUCGCCGUCCCCUCCCCCGAGCGCGGCGCAGCCGUCGCUGCUGAAAAGGCUCAAGUCCAGCCACAUUUCUGAAGAUCCCCCGUCCGCCGCGCCCGACCCGACGCCCCACUUCGCGGCGGACCUGUUCGUCCCGUCAAACAUUCAUAGAUUGCAUACAGAAUACGAGAACAGCGGGCCCUUCAAGCACGCCGUCGUGGAGAAGCUGUUCCAGGACGACCUGCUGAAGCAGGUCAAGGACGAGGCGCUCGCAGAGCUCAGCUUCUCGGAGAAGGAGACGGAUAUUUACAAGGUCUACCAAACCGGCGACCUCGCGUCGCUCUCGUACCUCAGCGAGCAGCAGCUCGCCCUUCUCCCCAACCUCCUCACCCUUCGCGAUGCGCUCUACUCCCCCAUGUUCCGCAACUUCCUCCGCGCCGUCACCGGCUGCGGUCCUCUCUCAGGCACAAAGCAGGACAUGUCCGUCGUGUCCUACCGAAAAGGAUGCCAUCUGCUCAACCACGACGAUGUCAUCGGCACCAGGCGUGUCUCGUACAUCCUCUACAUGCCCCUGCCCCACUACCAAGGAUGGCAGGCGGAUUGGGGCGGCGCGCUAGAGCUCUACCCUGUGAAGCCAGGUCCGGAUGGCGUCCCCGAACCUGAGCCCGUCCCCGAGAAGAGCGUGCCCCCGGUCUGGAAUCAAUUCAUAUUCUUCGAGAUUCAGCCAGGGCGCAGUUUCCAUUCGGUAGAAGAAGUCGUUGUGGGGGAGUCCGAGGACGGGCGGCAACGACUGAGCAUCAGUGGCUGGUUCCAUGCCGCUCAGCCGGGCGAAGAGGGCUACGCGCCAGAACCCGAGCCAGAAUUGAAAAGCUCUCGUGAGCAACUUACGUCUACCCAAACCGACUUCAAGCCGUACCCCGAAAACGUAGAUCCGCCAUUGCCAGACGAGCCUCUCUCAGAAGAGCAUGUCUCCUUCCUCUCCGAGUUCCUCAACCCCGUCUACCUCCAAGCCCGCACCAUGAAAGCCCUCGCCUCCCGCUUCGUCGAGGAAUCGAGUCUCGAGCUGCACUCCUUCCUCUGCGCCCCCCUCGCAGACAAGCUCCGCACCGGCCUCGUUGAGAAAGAUGACCAAGACGGGCUCGGCCCGAGCCGCGCGACGCGUAUCCCCCCACACACCGCCGGCAGUGGGGGCGCGUGGCGGAUCCGCGGCCCCCCGCACAAGUGGCGGUACGGUGCGCUGCGGCCGCUCGAGGGCACCGGCCCCAAGAUGGCGGUCAGCCCGCGGUGGGCGCACGCGGACGUCGACGACGUGAUCAGGGGCCUGCAGGACGAGCUGUAUCCCAGCACGGCGUUCCGCGCGUGGCUCGCGUGCGUGUCGAAGCUGCUGCCCGUGCGGCACGCGGAGGAGGCGCGGCGGUUCCGCCCGGGCUUGGACUAUACGUUGGCGACGAGCGAGCCGUCGGAGGCCAGGCUGGACGUCGUGCUGGGCUUGACGCCGCAAGUCGAGACGCAAGGCGCAGAGGGCGCGCAGAACGGGCACACGAACGGACAUGUAAGCACGGAGGAGGUUGCGCCUGUUGGGUGGCAGACAGGGGAAUGGGGCGGAUGGGAGUGCUACAUGGCUCCGCACGACGAGGAAGAUGAUCCCGCAGUUUACCGCUCUGGAUCGUCGAAGAAAAAGAAUGAGGCUAACGGUACCAACGGUCAUUCAGCGUCUAAAGAAGAGGGAGCCAUGCAAGGUGUGGAAGAGGAUGAGGAAGACGACGACGACGACGGCACGUUGUUGACAGUCCAGCCUGGCUUCAACAGGCUACUGCUUGUCCUGCGUGAUGAGGGCGUGAUGCACUUCGUGAAGUACGUCUCUGCCGCCGCUGAGGGCUCACGAUGGGACAUUUGCGGGGAGUUCGAGAUUGGGAUGAUUCAGGUGGAGUCUGGAGAUGAGUCAUGAUGCAAGCAAGAGUCUCAUCUUGUCUGCGGUUGUGCAUACGCUAUCUAUGUAUCCUACCGCUGUCCCUACCUUGUGUACUAAGAUAUUCGCCCUGCUAUAAUCUAACCACUGUAUCACUCCGUAAUGACAUACCAUG